CCGGGGACAUUUUCCACAUUUUGUUUGAACGUCUUCACGUCUCUUUCUCUCUCCCCGUUUCCUAGUCUCCCGUAGCUUUCUUUCCCCUUCGAAGAAGAAAAGCGCGGGAUAGCGCCCUAUACCUAGUUUAUGCUUCUCUAAUCUUCCAUCGAUUUCUAGGGCUUCGAACUUCGAGUCAUCUCUUCACAUUCUCCGCCGGAGCGCCACCGGAGUUCAAGCCCCCAGCAAUGGCGACCGCUCCAACUUCCGCCGGUACGGGGACAACCGCCAAGUCCGUCGACGCAUCGCUCUGGUGGGACUCGUUCAGUGUCUUACUUACCGAGCUCGAGGACGCUUCUCCCUCCGGCGACCUCCCGCCGCGCCUGGCGAAGAAGUUGAAGGACAAUCAUGCGUGGUUCUUGGACACCGUUUCUCGCUUCGGGGCCCCGAAUGAGAAAUCGAGAGACGCUCUGAAGUCUAGCCGAGUUAAAGUGGGGUCGCAUCAGUUGACUGUGCGGCCUGAAUUGAAAGAUACGGCGCUGAAAAUCAGUUCACUUUUGUGUUUGGAUGAGGUUCAGGCAUAUAUUCUUGUUGAAAGGUCUAUUGAGAGCAACAUUCUGGCCAUUGAUAAUGUUGUUGACGAGCUUCUUCAUUUGGUAAUGCUUCAGUACUAUAUUGAGCGACAAUGCCUGUUGAAGUGCACUAGACAGAUGUUCAUGCAUGCAUUAAAUGUUGAAACUUCAAAAAAAGGUAGCAUGGUAAAGGAGGUGGUUCAAAAGCUGAUAUCUGAUGGUCUAGAAAGCAGACUACUAUCUGUCAUGCUAGAUCUUCUAUCCUGCAGUCAACCUGAGCACAUGGAUGCUGACCUUUUCACUCUAUGGGCUGAGGAAACACUGAUUGAAGACAAUUUGGUCCUUGAUAUUCUUUUUCUUGCUUAUUACGAGUCCUAUUGUACUUGUAAUGGCAAACAGUGGAAAGAACUGUGCUUGCUUUAUGAGAGAAUUAUAUCUGGGUCUUCUAAUUUUGGGAAGCUGGCAAUAUCAGCCGAAGCGGUGCAGUCCAUUUGUCAUGCUAAAGUUCAGUUGCUUCUUAUUCUCAUAGAAACCUUGGACUUGGAAAAUCUUCUCCAAAUGAUUCACGAUGAGAUGCCUUUCAGGCAGAGCUCUACUUUUUCCUUUAGCAACAUUCAAGAAAUGGAUGCAAUCAUUUCCAGUUUCAAUGCUCUUGAAACAAAAGAAGCAGGCCUGCUAAUUCUAUCAUGGGCAGUAUAUCUUUGUCUUAUUUCAUCUCUACCAGAAAAACAGGAAAAUAAUGUGCUAAUGGAUAUUGAUCAUGUUGGUUAUGUACGUCAAGCAUUUGAGGCUGGGUCUUUGAGUUAUUUUCUUGAAAUUCUUCAAAGUGAUAUUUUGAAGGAUUCAGAUGGUCCUAAUGCUGGUUAUCGAAGUGUCUUGAGAACAUUUGUCUCAGCAUUCAUUGCUUCUUAUGAGAUCAGUCUUCAGUUGGAGGACAAUACCCUUAAACUGAUACUGGAUAUCCUAUGCAAAAUUUAUCGAGGAGAGGAGUCACUUUGCAUUCAGUUUUGGGAUAGGGAUAGUUUCAUUGAUGGUCCCAUCCGCUGUCUUCUCUGCAACCUAGAGGGCGAAUUUCCAUUCAGGACUGCUGAGCUUGUUCGUUUUUUAUCUGCCCUUUCUGAAGGAUCUUGGCCUGCCAAGUGUGUGUACAGUUUUCUUGAUAAAUCUGUUGGUAUAUCAUCUUUGUUUGAGAUAAGUACCGACUCCUUCAUUGAUAAAGAUUCUCAGAUUGUUGAAACUCACCUGCCCUUGUGCAUCCCUGGGGUUGAAGGUUUGUUUAUCCCUGCAAACACACGCGGGCAUAUUUUGAAAGUAAUUGAGGGGAAUACUGCUCUUAUACGAUGGGAGUAUUCAGUAUCUGGUGUGCUUGUGUUGCUCUUGCAAUUGGCCCGGGAGCUUUAUUUGGAUAGCAUGGAGGAAGUGCAUGUCACUCUUGACUUGCUCAGUCGACUGGUAUCCUUCAACAUGGCUAUAUGCUAUAGUUUGUUGGAAAUUGGCAACUCCCCUCGUCUUGAAGGCACUCACAUGAAUGGGCAUAUGGACACAUACGUGAGUGCCAAUGCAAUUGAGAUCAUUUGCUCCUUGGUGAAAAAAAUUUCUCCCACUUGCAGUGGUGCAUUAAUUAUGUCGAUGAGUGUUAAUAUUUUGUCGAAGAUGAUAAAAUGCUCGCCAUCUCUUAUUACUGUAGCAGUUGUAGACAUGAACAUCUUUGAUGUGGCCAGGAUGAAUCCCUUCCACAUUCGCUACAAUGAUUUGUCAAGUGGCUCAUGGCUGCUUUCUGGAAGACUUGCAAAUAUGCUACUUAUCGACUGUGAACAUAAUGCCAGCAGCUCAUUAACUCUUUCAGUGCUAGAUUUCACCAUACAGCUUGUGGAGACAGGAGUAGAAAAUGAUGUGGUCUUGGCUCUUGUUGCUUUUAACCUUCAGUAUGUUUUAGUUAAUCACGAGUACUGGAAAUACAAGGUGAAGCAUGCCCGCUGGAAGGUCACACUGAAGGUCCUUGACUUGAUGAAAAAAUGCAUUUUAUCAGUUCCCUACUGUCAGAAACUGAGUGAUGUUGUCCGGGAUAUUUUGGUUAGUGAUUCUUCCAUUCACAAUGUCCUCUUUCGAAUUGUUUGCACAACUGCACAGGCUAUAGAGAAACUCUAUGUAUGCCGAUUUUAUGAGCUGAUGGAGAUUGAAGGGUUACAGCAGGCAAUAUGUAAUGUGUUGGAUAUUCUUGUUAUCAUGCUUUCUAAUCCUACACAGGAUACUUUUCCCGGCCUUCCCGUGUUUCACCAUGCCAUGCUAUCACCUUCAACCAAGCCAAUUCCUGUUGCUACUGCCAUGAUAUCCUUGAUUUCAUUCUUUCGCAAUCCUAAAAUACAAGUGGGGGCAGCAAAAGUAUUGUGUAUGUUAUUUGCUCUUACUGACUGUUCAGAACAAUAUUUGUUUGGGAAUGCAUAUUUUGAUCUCGAAGAAAAGCAGAUUUUAUAUCUGAGGCGUUCUAUCAACAGCAUUCUAUAUGAGCAAUCUCCAUCAAAUGAAGAUCUCUUUGUUGCAAUGUUUAAACUUCUCAUUUCUGCAGCACAUUAUCAGCCUGCUUUCCUUCUUGCUGUAAUUGCUGAGAACGAAACUACAGAUGUUCAGGCAAGUGAUGCCAAUGGUACGAAGCAUUUGAAUGAUGUUACCACUAGGUUACUGGGAUUCACUGAUGCCAAUCCCAUGGCUGCAGUUCUGGAAUAUGUCGGACAAUCCAAUGAUCUUAUCAACAGCAAUCCUCGUAUACUGCUGAAUGUCCUAAAUUUCCUUAAGGCAUUAUGGCAAGGAGCUGCUCAGUUUACAAAUAUUUUGGACUGUGUAAAAAGCUCAGAGAAUUUCUGGAAACAGUUAACCAGUAUUUUGCAAAAUGUUAGUAAUGAUGCUAAGUUAUGUGGACGUAUGAGUGAAGUUGAGGUUCUUAGCAUAGCAUAUAGGCAUCAGUGCCAGUCGUCUGUUCUGAAAAUAUUGGCUUAUGAGUCAUUCCUGCAGAAGAAGUUAUUACAUGCAGAGUCUCUUGUACAACAAACUGGAGUUACAUACAAGGAUCAAAUUGAAAAAACCAAAGACGAAAGCCAUUUUUGUUGGAAGCGUGUUUUGUCUACCUUGCAUGGUGGAUCAAUUUUGGAUAACCUGAUCAAGUCAUAUGCGUCAUGUGAAUAUGACAAUGAGUUGUAUCUUCGAGCAAAGGUUGCUGCAGGUAUAUUCUCUGUGCAUGUGAUGGAAAAAUUAAGAACUGGUGAUACGGGAAGUUUGUCUGUAUCAUUAAUUGAAAAGAUCCGCAUCUUGUUCAAAAAGUUGAGUGAGCUGCCUUCUUUUUCAGAUUUGUUGGGCCAAUACACACAACAGGGUUACAGUGAAGGAAAGGAAUUGCAGAGUUUAAUACUUAGCGAUCUUUACUAUCAUUUACAAGGGGAGAUUGAAGGCCGUAAAGUUGAUCCUGGGCCAUUUAAAGCUCUAUCUCAGUAUCUGAUUGACUCAAAGUUUCUGCAAACUUAUCAGCACAAAUAUGAUGGGGACCUCUUUGGACAUGCCAAGAAUGUAUACUUGUUUGACUCCUUACGAUUACGAUCAGAUUUGGGAUUAGACAUGUGGGAUUAUUCCAACUGGAAAGCGUCUAAGGCCAUUGCAGAAAAUAUGUUGCUUUGCUUGGAGGAUCUGAAUUCUAUGGUGUUGCUUACAAGUUCUAAGCUUUCUGCAUUGAAAUCAUUGACAACUAUCUUAUCCAUGAAUGAGGAUGUUUCAAGUGAGAAGGCUGAAAGAAUUGAUAAGAAGAUUCCACAGCAACUAAUUGACUCUUGCAUAAAUCAAUUAGGCAGCUGCCUGCAAGCUGCUAUUGAGUCAUUAGUUUCACUUCCUGAUGCUUCAGAAAAUAUCCUUGAAUUCAUUGCAGCUCAAGUGGAACUACUACUCCAUUUUGUUAGAUUUGCUCACAGUAGUCUGUCCAUGCCAACAUGUGUGCUCAUAUUAAAAGUUUCAGGUUCUGGCCUCAAAUUGUUGAGUGACCUCAGGAUAUCAGUUUCAUCAGUUAAAGAUACAGUGAAGCUUUCCCUAAUGUUGCUUCUCUCAUCAGUCAUAUCAAGCUGCAAAAACUCACAUUUAGAUGGGGCAAUAGAGAUGGAAUCUGUUGAAGCCUUUGCUGAAGCAUCUAAUGCAAGUCUGGGGCUACUACCAGUCCUUUGCAGCUUUGUUGAACAUGCUGACAAUUGCACUCUCUCUCUUGCUGUUAUUGACUUCAUAUUGAAAAGUUUUUUGAUGCCCAAUACAUGGUUCCCCAUAAUUCAGAAACAUCUCCAGUUGCAGCAUCUUGUUCUGAAGCUUCAACAUAAGAAUUAUUUUGCUUCUGUCCCAGUCAUAUUGAAGUUCCUAUUAACUAUUGCACGUGUGAGGGAUGGUGCAGAGAUGCUUAUGUCCGCUGGUUUUCUCUCCUCUCUGAAAGUAUUAUUUUCUGACUUAACAGAAGGCAACUCUUUUUCUAUAAGUGAAAGUAAGAGGAGCCUCUUCAACUUGUCCGACAAAAUUGAGAAGCCCCAAUGCAUCUGGGGACUUGGCUUAGCAGUAGUCACUGCUAUAGUUGAGUCUUUGGGGGACAGUUCUUCCUGUGCUGAUAUUGUGGACUAUGUCAUUGCUUACUUCUUCUCGGAGAAAGCUCAUCUAAUUUCUUAUUAUCUUGAUGCCCCAGCAUUUCCAUCAGGUGAUCAUGACAAGAAAAGGGCCAGGGCCCCGAGAUCUGAGACCUCUUUAAGUGCUCUUAAAGAAACAGAGAAUACCCUUGCACUAAUUUGUGAGUUAGCAAAACAUUGGCAUUCAUGGACGAAGGCAAUGAAGGAAAUGGAUUCACAAUUGCGGGAAAGAAGCAUCCAUUUACUAGCUUUCAUUAGCAAGGGAACUCAAUACCUUGGAGAAUCUCCUAGCAAAACUGUGCCUCUCUUGUGCCAUCCUGUCCUGAAGGAGGAGUUUGAAUGGUACAAAGAACCAUCAUUUAUUAAUGCUAGAAGGGGCUGGUUUGCUCUUUCCCCCCUUGGUUAUGGGUCAAAUCCUAGGUUCUCUGCUGCGUCCUCCAAAACGACUGCUCUAGGAGUCAAGGGUCAAGGAACUGAAGCUACCAAUUCAUCUUCUCAAACAUAUUUCUCUGACACAAUUGCAAUACAGAUGUAUAGAAUUGCAUUUCUUCUUUUGAAAUUCCUGUGCCUUCAGGCUGAAGGUGCGGUUAGAAGGUCCGAGGAGGUGGGAUUUAUUGACCUUGCUCACUUUCCUGAACUUCCAGUGCCCGAGAUCUUACAUGGCUUGCAGGAUCAAGGAAUUGCAGUUGUCACCGAAUUGUGCGAAGCGAACAAAUUGAAGCAGGUACCACCCCAAAUUCGGGGAGUCUGUGUCUUGCUACUGCAAAUAACAGAGAUGGCUUUAUACUUGGAACUAUGUGUCUCCCAAAUUUGUGGCAUUAGACCUGUUCUGGGACACGUUGAAGAUUUCAGCAAGGAACUAAAAUUGUUGAUGAAAGCAACCGAGGGGCAUGCCUUCCUGAAAGGGUCAAUGAAGUCCUUGAAACAAAUAGCAUCUUAUGUGUAUCCUGGCUUGUUGCAAAACGAUGGGUUCUUUUGAGAUAUUCUUGGUGCUAGAUGAUUUCUGUAUCCUCUCUUGGGCCAUGCUCAUCUCAUGUAUCUCCUGAAAAUUGACAACAAUUUUUUACAAUGACUUGUGCUUGUUCUAGUUUUUA
Messenger RNA from Diospyros lotus (date-plum), 6285 nucleotides. RefSeq lists its product as uncharacterized. Gene Ontology annotation, biological process: protein import into nucleus; RNA export from nucleus. The record is from RefSeq and is a predicted model, not a curated record. Gene Ontology annotation, cellular component: nuclear pore inner ring. The transcript is spliced from 32 exons. Gene Ontology annotation, molecular function: structural constituent of nuclear pore. Bases 228 to 6170 code for a protein of 1980 amino acids. NCBI's taxonomy places the organism in Eukaryota, Viridiplantae, Streptophyta, Magnoliopsida, Ericales, Ebenaceae.